GACAAUUCUUCAGAUGAUUUACCCGAAGCUGAGGUAAGUGAGGAAACCAAGAAAACUUUACCGGAAACUGAGAUAAAAAUCAAGAUAUUAGAAGAUACAAAAGCCAAUGAUAGUAAAGCACAAUCUUUAAUUACUGUUUUAUCCGACGAUGAGCCAGAAAAUUUCUCUGAUGACGAAGAAUUCACCAAUGAUAACGAAGAAGAUGGGAGUUUCUGUGGUUUCACUGAUGACGAUGAUGAAGGUUAUUAUUAUGAUUUAAAUACCGGCGAAACUUAUACAAAAUCAGAACAUC
Messenger RNA from Racocetra fulgida, 292 nucleotides. The record is from the annotation of a GenBank genome assembly. Lineage: Eukaryota; Fungi; Glomeromycota; Glomeromycetes; Diversisporales; Gigasporaceae.